Molecule: messenger RNA, 1650 nt
Organism: Babjeviella inositovora NRRL Y-12698
Lineage: Eukaryota; Fungi; Ascomycota; Pichiomycetes; Serinales
Exons: 1
Coding region: 42-1475 (477 amino acids)
Biological process (GO): L-tyrosine catabolic process
Molecular function (GO): 4-hydroxyphenylpyruvate dioxygenase activity
Source: RefSeq, a predicted model, not a curated record
GGCGACAACUUUGCUAAUUCGAAAAAAAAAAUAGCGCUAGAAUGAGAGCUUUAGAAAGCCAGAAGUUCCCUUCGUUCCGGUCGUUUAGAAGGAGUAAGAAAUCCAAAGGAAGCAUUGAUGUGCUCCAGAUUCACAAGGUUGAUGGACUGAGCGACCCCACUGAUAUCCACCGUCAGGCUCCUAUCUCCCUUUCUAAAACCGCCAUGUUAGAAACUCCAAUUGUUCACGUUCAGUCUAUUGUUCCUGCUGCGCUUGCAGAGUUCCAAGCGUUAGAUUUGGCUUCAGAGCUGGUUCUGUUGGACAUUAACUCCCUGUUAAUCGCCAAGAUCCCUGAGGCCAUGUACAGCGGCUAUGCCUACGUCGAGUGGUACGUUUCCAACGCUAAGCAGUCAGCAGCUUAUUUCCAACACUCUUUAGGAUUCAAGCCGGUGGCCUAUAAGGGUUUGGAGACGGGAUCCCGCGAUGUCUGCUCGCACGUUGUCCGCAAUGGUGACGCCAUCUUUGUCUUCACCAGUGCCCUCAGAAGUAGUGCCCCGGAAGGCUCUGAGGACAAGGAGACUGUGGAUGCCAUCCAUAGUCAUAUUACCAAGCACGGUGAUGGGGUCAAAGACGUGGCAUAUUACGUCAACGAUGCACAGACCCUUUUUACUAUCUCCACCGAGGCCGGUGCUCGGGUUAUCGAGCCUCCACACACCGUUCAAGACGAGUACGGCAGCGCUGUGAUUGCCCGUAUCUCUGUAUUUGGCGACACGGUUCACAGUUUGGUCCAACUUCAGGAUUAUGCUGGUCCUUUUUUGCCCGGGUACAAGCCCCCAAAGGCGCAACAAGCCACCAUCUUUGAUGAUCUAAGCCCAAUAGAGUUGAUCCGUAUCGACCACUGCGUGCAGAAUCAGGGUUGGGAUAAGAUGGUUGAGUCAUGCUCGAAGUACUCCAGGAUGCUCGGCUUCCACAAGUUCUGGCUGGUUGAUGAGAAAGACGUCUCCACUGAGUUUUCCGCUUUGAAAUCCAUAGUCAUGGCCUCCCCUGACGAGGUGAUCAAGAUGCCGGUUAACGAGCCCGCCGUGGGGAAAUGCAAGUCUCAGAUCGAGGAGUUUAUCGAGUUUUACGAUGGCCCGGGCAUCCAGCACGUUGCUAUUUUGACCGAUGACAUUAUUGCUACGGUUGGAGCUAUGAAACUGCGGGGGUGCGAGUUUAUCAGCGUUCCAGAUGCGUAUUUCGAUAAUUUAAGGGAGAGACUCGCAACAAGCAGUACCGAGAUUUUAGAAUCUAUGGAUGAGUUGCAAAGAUUGGGGGUGUUGGUGGAUUUUGACGAGAACGGCUACCUCCUUCAGUUAUUUACUCAGCCUUUGUCUGACAGACCGACGUUGUUCUUGGAGAUUAUCCAGAGACACAACCAUAACGGGUUUGGAGCGGGAAACUUCAAGGCGUUGUUUGAAACAAUCGAGCAAGAACAGCGGAAAAGGGGGACGUUGUAACAAGCGCUGUGGGGUACCAGUCGUGUGACUUUAAUUUAGAAUUCAAUAAUGGCUGAAGUUGUUUGGAUAUAUAGACGGGUAUGCCUUGUGUUGAAGGUUCAUGUCAUGCGUGUGGUAAAGCAAUCGACGUUACUCAGGUCUAACCAAAUUAAUAUUUUAAUAUUUAUAUAUUCAU